UUAUGUUUUACAAGACACCAAUGCAAUCAAUACCCUUGUCUCUCUUCUCUCUCCUCUCUCCUCCUUGUCUCUUUGACUCUGACGACCUAAAUAAGAGCAGCAGCAGCAGCAGACUCUAGGGUUUGUUAUACAGUGAAUCUUCCUCGCCGAAUAAUCCCCCAACCUUCUGACGAACGAAAGCAACAACCUUUUUUAAGCAAAUGGCAACUGAGAAUCCUAUUAGGAGGAUGUCUGGGAACAACGAGAGAUGGUCUAACUCUAGACCUGUUUCUGUCCCUAACCGAAGUGAAAGUGCGCCUCCGAGCAUGGAAGGAUCGUUUCUAGCUGUUGAUAGUCUCUUGUCACGACAGGGGACACACGACAGGGCAGCUCAGGAGCCUCAACACAACCUGACCCGCACACCUUCUCCACCUGUUUAUUACCCUACUACCACCGAGUAUCAGUUCGUAGACAAUCGUGUAGGUAGAAGUAACCGGGGAUUGAAUAUAGUUAGUUCUCCUCCCAUUCAUUUGUCCCAAGCUACACUCUCUACUCACAAGGAAGUGUCUGAGGAUGAAGUAGUCUCUCAACAGCAAUCUGUUAAUAGUGUUUCUCAUAGCACAAACGUGGUCGACAUUAGUCAAACCCCUCAACAUAGUCGUCCUAACUCUUCAGAUGCUGAAGUCGUAGUUAGAGAUAACGCUGCUUCAACUGGCACAGAGAAUAGUAGUCCAGAUGAGUCCUCCACCAUCAUCUCUAAGAUGAAGAAAACUAGCAUAUCUGGGUCCGGGACAGCUAAACACACUCGAGAGCCAAGGCAGAUGUAUCCACAACAAACUAAUGUAACAUGGAUUCAAAGUGGCGGCAGCGGCAACGGCAUGAGUUAUCACAGUAGUGUUAACGGGACAGGACAGUUUCAUUAUGGUCAGCAUGUGCUUCAGUCUUCAGGCUUUACUCCUCCACCUUAUGCUGCUACUCAAACGGGUUACGUGACUUCACCACCAGCUCAAGUCUAUAACAUGCAGUCUCCUCCUGGUGUCUACUCUCCACAGUAUGGUUAUGGUGGACCGUACACUAACAUGACCCCACACCCACAGUUUAUGCCUGGAUUCCCUUCACAUGGUCCCGCCCCGCUUAUUGCCCGUCCAGAGUUUAGUCCUCAGUAUGCUGAAAGUUUCUAUGCUCCUCCACAAGGUCAGCCUUCUUUUCCAGAUCCUAUGUAUAUGCAGUACAGUCAACAGGCACUGGGGCAUAUGAAUGCUCCUAGGGGGAACCAUAAGAAUGCUCCUGAGGCUCAAGAAGGUGAGCAGAAGUUCGUCAGGCAGAUAAGAGGACUAAAUACCUAUAGUGUGGGUAGAAUGGGAAUGGUGGGUCUUAAUUACUAUGGAGGCCAGCCAAGUAUGGGCAUGAUGGUGCAAUAUCUGCCUAGUGCUCCUCCUGGCACUGUUCCCUAUGUAGAGGCAUACCCUGGGUGGCAGCAGCCACAUGGAAGCUUGGAAGGUACCAAUGGUCCGAGAUUGUGCAAUUUUCUUGAAGAGCUCAAGUCUGGAAAAGGCAGGAGGUUUGGUUUAUCAGACAUCACAGGACACAUUGUUGAGUUCAGUGCGGAUCAGCACGGGAGCCGAUUCAUUCAGCAAAAGCUUGAGAACUGUAAUCCAGAAGAGAAAGAAUCUGUAUUUAGGGAACUACUUCCUCAUGCUUGCAAGCUAAUGACAGAUGUGUUUGGCAAUUACGUCAUUCAAAAGUUUUUCGAAUACGGAACCCAAUCACAGAGAAAAGAACUCGCGGAUCAGCUCGUGGGACAGAUAGUACCUCUCAGUAUGCAGAUGUACGGUUGUCGCGUGAUACAAAAGGCACUUGAUGUCAUAGAGCCUGACCAGAGAGUUCGUCUAGCACGUGAGCUCGACGGGGAAGUCAUGAGGUGUGUUCGAGACCAAAAUGGAAACCAUGUGAUCCAGAAAUGCAUCGAGAGUAUUCACGCAGACAGAGUUGGUUUCAUGUUGUCUGCAUUCCGUGGUCAAGUCUCCUCUCUCUCUAUGCAUCCUUAUGGCUGCCGUGUCAUACAGAGGCUUAUGGAGCGUUGCUCAAAUGAGCAUCAGUGUCAGUUCAUCACCGAGGAGAUACUGGAGUCAGCACGUGUCCUUUCCAAGGAUCAAUAUGGCAAUUACGUCAUACAGCAUGUCUUGGAGAAAGGGACAUCUGAAGAGCGAGAGAGGAUCGUGAGGAAACUAUCAGGGCACAUAGUCCAGCUUAGCCUGCAUAAGUUUGCAUCGAAUGUUAUAGAGAAGUGUCUUGAGCAUGGUGGCAGGAUCGAGCGGGACCUCAUCAUCAAAGAGAUUGCAGGGCCUGAUGAGAGCUAUGAUAGUCUAUUGAUGAUGAUGAAGGACCAGUAUGGAAACUAUGUGGUGCAGAAGAUAUUCGAGACGUGUAGUGUUGAUCAGCGUGUGGUGUUGGUCAGCAGAGUCAGAAUGCAUGCUUCUGCUUUGAAGAAAUACACUUAUGGGAAACAUAUUGUCACUCGUUUGGAACAGCCCUUUGGUGAAGAAAGCCGAGAAUCAAGGCGAUGAGUGGCUCUUCUGAUUCAAGAUAGUGACUGAUUCAGAUAUAGUCGAUACAGGUCGCAAUGAUUGUGAAGAAUGUUGUUUGUACUUUAGAAUUUGAUCAUAGCCGUUGUGAUGAUUGUGUGGCCAUGUUGGUAGUAAAUAUUGGAUAAUUGUAUCAGUAGUGUACACUAGUAUGUGUAACUUGGUUUGUGGAUUCAUCAAAAAACAAUUCAAAACUUCUGCCAACAGUUUUAUUCA
Raphanus sativus (radish) is the source of this 2780-nucleotide messenger RNA. RefSeq names its product pumilio homolog 6, chloroplastic-like. Lineage: Eukaryota; Viridiplantae; Streptophyta; Magnoliopsida; Brassicales; Brassicaceae. The coding region runs from base 201 to 2546 and encodes 781 amino acids. Gene Ontology annotation, biological process: post-transcriptional regulation of gene expression. The transcript is spliced from 9 exons. Gene Ontology annotation, cellular component: cytoplasm. Gene Ontology annotation, molecular function: mRNA binding. The record is from RefSeq and is a predicted model, not a curated record.